Messenger RNA from Camelina sativa (false flax), 2280 nucleotides. Its product is annotated as glycine--tRNA ligase, mitochondrial 1-like. Gene Ontology annotation, molecular function: glycine-tRNA ligase activity; ATP binding. Gene Ontology annotation, biological process: mitochondrial glycyl-tRNA aminoacylation. The record is from RefSeq and is a predicted model, not a curated record. Gene Ontology annotation, cellular component: cytoplasm; mitochondrion. Lineage: Eukaryota; Viridiplantae; Streptophyta; Magnoliopsida; Brassicales; Brassicaceae.
AUUCACUUUUUCUUUUAUUUCGAUACCAUUAACCCAUCGCUCCGAUGCAGACUACAAUGGAAGCUGCCGAACAAUCGAAGAAACCCUCCUCCGUCGAGUCUCAUGGUAACGCCGUCGAGAUUAGCCUCCAAACUGCCCUAAGCUCCGGAAACCUUGAGGCUUUCCGAAAAGCCGUAGUCAAUACGCUCGAGCGGCGUUUGUUCUACAAACCUUCUUUUGAGAUCUACAAAGGUGUCGCCGGACUAUACGAUCUCGGCGCUCCUGGCUUUCUUGUUGAACUCAAUAUUAUUAACUUUUGGCGCAAGUUUUUCGUACGUGAGGAGAACAUGGCGGAAGUUCGUUGUGCAAGCUUGACACCGGAGGCUGUUCUCAAGGCAUCUGGUCAUGUGGAUAAGUUCACUGAUCCUAUGGUUAAUGAUGUGAUAACUGGAGAAUGUCACCGUGCGGACCACUUGCUCAAGGAUUAUUGUGAAAAGAAACUGGAGAAAGACCACUCUGGUGAGGAAGCUGAUGAGUUGAAGAAUGUUCUUGCUGUUUUGGAAGAUCUUUCUAUUGAGGAUCUUGGUAGGAAAAUCAAAGAGUAUGGGAUCACUGCUCCGGUCACAAAGAAUCCACUUUCUGAUCUUUACCCGUUUAACUUGAUGUUUCAAACAUCCAUUGGCCCAGCUGGUUUGAUUCCUGGGUACAUGCGUCCCGAAACUGCUCAAGGCAUCUUUGUCAACUUUAAGGACUAUUAUUAUGACAAUGGAAAAAAACUUCCCUUAGCCGUGGCUCAAACUGGUCUAGUCUUUAGGAACGAGAUAUCUCCUCGUCAAGGGCUUCUUCGAACUCGUGAAUUCAUGCUAGCAGAAAUUGAGCACUUUGUUGAUCCUGACAAUAAGUCACAUCCUAAAUUCCCUGAUGUAUCCAAACUGGAAAUCCUUAUGUUCCCAAGGGAGGAACAAACGUCUGGCCAAGCUGCAAAAAAACUUGUCCUUGGUGAAGCUGUUUCCAAGGGUACUGUGAAUAGUGAAACUCUAGGAUACUUCAUUGGGAGAGUGUAUCUGUUCCUAACCCGUCUUGGCAUAGACAAGGAACGGUUGCGCUUCCGUCAGCAUCUAGCAAAUGAAAUGGCUCACUAUGCAGCAGAUUGUUGGGAUGCUGAAAUUGAAUGCUCAUAUAGGUGGAAAGAAUGUGUUGGGAUUGCAGAUAGGUCUGCAUACGACUUAUAUGCUCACUCUGAAAAAAGUCGAGUUGCUCUUGUCGCGGAAGUGAAACUACCAGAACCUAAAGAAGUAGAGAAAAUUGUUAUUACUCCUGAAAAGAGAGAAUUGGGUCUUGCAUUUAAGGGAGAUCAAAAGAAGGUUGUUGAAGCUUUGGAGGCGAUGAGUGAGCAAGAAGCUAUGGAGAUGAAGGCAGCCCUAGAAUCCAAAGGGGAAAUGGAGUUUGAAGUCUGCACCCUCGGGAGAAACGUGAGCAUCAAGAAGAACAUGGUGUCUAUCACAAAGAAGAUGACGAAAGAGCACGUGAGGGUUUUCACUCCGUCAGUUAUUGAACCAUCAUUUGGGAUUGGUCGGAUCAUGUACUGUCUGUACGAGCAUAAGUUCACCACAAGGCCAAGCAAGGCAGGGGAUGAACAGCUGAACGUGUACCGUUUUGAUCCUCUUUUAGCUCCUUACAAGUGCAUGGUUUUCCCGCUUGUUCAGAACCAACAGUUCGAGGAAGCAGCCAAGUUCAUUUCCAAGGAACUCAAGUCUUUUGACAUGUCACAUAAGAUUGACAUCACUGGUACAUCAAUAGGAAAGAGAUAUGCCAAAUCCGAUGAAUUUGGAGCGCCAUUUGCAAUAACUGUGGACUCAGAGACAUCAGUGACAAUCAGAGAAAGAGAUAGCAAAGACCAAGUCCGAGUCAGCUUGAAGGAGGCAGCUUCCGUCGUGAGCUCAGUCGUAGAGGGGAAGAUGACGUGGCAAGACGUCUGGGCAAGCUUCCCACACCACUCUUCUGCUGCUUCAGACGAGUGAGUAGCAAGCUCUUUAAAUCACCAUGGCCUAGCUAUAUGAUGGGUUCUUUCAUGUUGAAAUGUGAUAUUAUCUUCAAACAAUUAACCAUCCUUGCAGAUAUAUAUACUAAGGGCUAAUAGGAUGCUUUACCUUAAAUUUCGACUUUUCUAGCUUGAACAAGGUUUAAUUAGCUGAAUCCGGCCAUUUUAGUGUCUUUUUUUCUUUUAAGUGUCUGAUACUAGAUUAUUUAUUAAACAGAAUUGGGUAAGUAAACUACAGUAAAGUGUUUAUCAUUGUGUUA